AUGUCCGCCUCCUUCUCUGGCCUCGCCGCCGUCAGCGGCGACCCCCUCGGCAAACCCUCCGGCGCCAUGAACCUCUCCGAAUACCUCGACGGCCUCUCGCGGCUCUGCGAGUUCUUCCCGGAUUUCCGCGUCAUGCCUGUCAGCAUCAAUCCGGAGGCUACGUCGAGGAAGCGGGCGAGCUGUUUGUUGAGUAUGGAGUAUAGUGGGAUGGGGGAGGGGAUUGUGAGACCUUGUGUUGCAACGUUGGACUUUCGACUCGUGGAGGGGGAGGGCUGGGUUUGUACGAAGAUGGUUAGUUUUGAGGGGUUGUUGGGGGAUGGAUUUGAGUUUCCUGGUAUGGCGUGA
Molecule: messenger RNA, 345 nt
Organism: Zasmidium cellare ATCC 36951
Lineage: Eukaryota; Fungi; Ascomycota; Dothideomycetes; Mycosphaerellales; Mycosphaerellaceae
Exons: 2
Coding region: 1-345 (114 amino acids)
Source: RefSeq, a predicted model, not a curated record